UCCAACUCCCAUCGCCGCCGUCUCCUUGAACGGCCCCGAGUACUGGUAAUUCUAGUAUCGACCUGCGCAUCCGGGGUGCCUCACCGCCGAUAGCGUCAUUCGCUUCUUGUCUCGGAUCAAUCCGCGGGAGUCCAGUGUCUCUUGGGUCUCGACCUUUGAGUUGGGGAUACUCCACUUCUUGACUCUCGCUCGCUCGUCGCUCGCUCGCUCGAUAACCUGGUCAUUCCGCUUUGGGUGUCGGAGGCAGAAAAAGGCCAACCGCGCCGGAGUAAUUCCUUAUUGUUCUUUUCUUGCGCUCGCUUCCACUCGUCCCGUUUGUCCCACUGCCUUUGUUCGUUCCUUUAGACUUAAUUCGAGGGAUUCGACGGUGGUCAGAGGGCGGCCGGUAACAUGAGCGCGAGGCCAAGUCAGCGGAACAUCAAGUGGGUUGAGGGUCUCCGAGGCCUCACCUCCGUGCUCGUCAUCGUCACCCACAUCGCGCGAGCGUUUGAUUACCCCCUGUUCUUCCCGGCCGACAACGAGCAUGCGGCCCCGAGGCUGCUGCAGCUGCCUUACCUGCGAAUACCAUGGCAGGGCCGCAUUGGCGUGCCCAUAUUCGCCUUCCUGACCGGCUUCGUGUGUGCUUACAAGCCCCUGAAGCUCGCUUACCAGCAGGGCAAUGCGCCCGCCGCGCUCAAGUCGGUCGCCCGGAGCGCCUUCCGCCGCCCGCCACGGCUCGUGCUCCCCGCCUUGAUCGCGACCUUCAUCAGCUUCGUCCUGUCGGUCUUGGGCGGCUACAAGACGGCGAACCGGUGUGAUAACUACUGGGUCCGCUUCGACGCGCCCGACGACAUUCCGUUCGCGGACAACGUGAGGCGGCUCUUCGCCAGCGCGCUCACCACGUGGACGAACACGGAGAACCAAUAUGACAGGCACCAGUGGGCCAUGCGCCCGCUGCUGAUCGGGGCGUUCCAGGUCUACAUCGUGCUGGCGGCCACCAUCGGGAUGCGGUUCAAGUACCGGAUGCUGGUGCAUGUGCUCCUCAUCACGUACUGGCUGAUGAACGUCAACGCCCUGACAGAAACGUUCGGCGCCAUGCUCGCCCUCGGCACCCUCCUCGCCGAGCUCGCGCAGCACCGACCGACGCAAAACUACAUCUCCUCCCACCAGCGCCUGCUCACCUUCGUCGUGGUCCCCAUCAUCCUCUUAAUCGGCGGCUUCGUCGGCUCCUACCCGGCCGAGCACGACGACUGGGCCGGCUGGUCCCGGACGCUCCGCCGCAUCCUGGUCGACCCGGCCGGCGACCAGAGCCGCGGCAGCAUCGUGGUGCCCAAGGGGUCCGACGUGCUGCGGCGCACGUCGGCCUUCUUCAUCAUGUGCGUGUCCGUGUCGCUCUUCCUGGCGCCGGUGCUGCAGAAGCUGCUCUCGCACCCCCUGCUGCUCUGGCUCGGCCACCACUCGUUCGCCGUCUACCUCGUGCACGGCACCAUCCUGCGCACCGUCGGCAUCUGGAUCGUGUACGGCAUCACCGGCGAGCCGUGGGAGCCGGCCGGCCACAACGAGGACGGCUCGCCCCGCCAGCAGGAGUGGCUCCAGCCCCGCGGCGGCGCGCACAAGCUCGUCGCCAUCGUCGUCUUCACCGCCCUGACCUACACCGCCGCCUGGGCGUGGAUGAAGUGGGUCGACACCGCCUGCGCCCGCGCGACCCAGUGGCUCGAGAACAAGGUGUUCAGCGACGACGACGACGACCUCGCCGGCGCCGGCGCCGACGGCAAGGCCUCCCUGGCCGAGAAGGGCUACGGCCCCAUGGCCAACGGCAACGGCAACGGCGCCGCGCCCCGGCCGUACCACGACGCUGACCGCUCCCAGCCCCCGCCGUGAUUAUGGCAUCCGUUUGCCGUUCGUUUCCAGACCCACGCCGGUACCUCCUAAUCAGCCUACCAACAACCAACCUACCUACCUACCUACUUCCGUAUAUUUCCGAAACAACUUUUCUACCCUCACGACCGAAAAGAAACACGACGAUAUAUAUCUCCCGUCUUCUGUGUCGGUCUCGGUUUCUGGAUAAGAUACCUACUCCUCGGGGCAUUUGGUGGCAUUGCAUGCAACCUUUCUUAUAUAGGCGAACCAAAUCAACCGGGUACUUUCCUUUUCCUUCUUUUGUUUAUUUUCUCCUUUGCUUCCUAUUGUUCUUCCCUUUCUCUCCGUUGCUGUGCCUCCUAUAUCGUCGUAUAUACAGAAUACCCGGUUUGGAAAGCGGCUGUUACCUACGGUCCCUAGUCAGCUCAAAAGGGUGUUAGGAGUCGGGGGAAGAGAAGAGGUGUAAAUCCCCAAUGCUUUUGUGUGGUGGGCGCGCUGGUGGUGACUGCAGACUGCUGGGAGGGGAGGGAAGGUGGGAAGGCCAGGGAGACUGGGACAGAGUCCAGGGGCA
Messenger RNA from Thermothielavioides terrestris NRRL 8126, 2410 nucleotides. RefSeq lists its product as uncharacterized. Bases 391 to 1860 code for a protein of 489 amino acids. Gene Ontology annotation, biological process: polysaccharide biosynthetic process. Gene Ontology annotation, cellular component: membrane. Lineage: Eukaryota; Fungi; Ascomycota; Sordariomycetes; Sordariales; Chaetomiaceae. The record is from RefSeq and is a predicted model, not a curated record. The transcript is spliced from 3 exons. Gene Ontology annotation, molecular function: acyltransferase activity, transferring groups other than amino-acyl groups.